This is a messenger RNA of Leucoraja erinaceus (little skate), 960 nucleotides long. RefSeq names its product trace amine-associated receptor 4-like. The record is from RefSeq and is a predicted model, not a curated record. Gene Ontology annotation, cellular component: membrane. NCBI's taxonomy places the organism in Eukaryota, Metazoa, Chordata, Chondrichthyes, Rajiformes, Rajidae. Bases 94 to 960 code for a protein of 288 amino acids. Gene Ontology annotation, biological process: G protein-coupled receptor signaling pathway. The transcript has 3 exons. Gene Ontology annotation, molecular function: trace-amine receptor activity.
CAUUUCAAACAACUACAGACACCCACUAAUUAUCUUGUAUUAUCUUUAGCAGUUGUUGAUUUCCUGGUAGCAUCUAUUGUAUUACCUUACAGUAUGAUUAGAUCCAUUGAAACAUGUUGGUAUUUUGGACAUGUGUUUUGCAAAAUUCAUUCAGUUCUUGAAAUUGUAUUAACAAUAGUUUCAAUUUAUAAUGUAUGUUUUAUUGCUAUUGAUCGCUACUAUGCUAUUUGUGACCCCUUGCUCUAUUCCAUAAAAAUAACUGUGCCUGUGACAUUUAUCAUUCUUAGUUUGAUCUGGUUAUUUGCUAUCUAUUAUGGUUUUAAUGUGGUUUUUUUGGACUUCAGUAAAAAGAUACUGUCUGAUUAUGUGCCUACUAUGGCCUGUGAAGGCAGCUGCAUUGCUUAUGCUAAAUUUGAGGGACAUAUGGAUUCUUUGAUCAUAUUUUUCAUUCCUAUUUUGAUCAUUCUGGGUGUAAACAUUAAGAUAUUUUUUGUGGUAAAAUGUAAACGUGGCAGAAAAAUUGGAAAUUUGCCAAACAAUGACACGGGGGAAAUAAAUAAAGAAACUUUGCAUAAUAAGGAACAAAUAGCUGUUAAAAAUCAAAGUGCAAUAAUGGGAAUUUUUACAUUCUCCUGGCUGCCUUUCUAUGUAAAUAGCAUUCUUAAUCCAUAUUUUGACAGUUUAAUCCCAACUCCUUUAGAUGAUGUAAUUACAUGGUUUGGAUUCUUUAAUUCUACUUUGAACCCAAUGCUUUAUGCUUUUUUGUAUCCAUGGUAUCGGCGAGUACUAAAACUUACAUUUUCUUGUCAGAUAUUUACCUCGGAUUCAGCUACAAUAGAUUUAUUCAACUGGUUUAAUAGCCUUAAUUUUAUGUUACUGGGUUUCACCCUUUGGACAUUUCUAAAUUUAAUCUCUCUACUAUUGAUGAUCUUGCUUUCAGUUGAUAAUCCCGAUCAAUAG